AUCAUCUGAACAAUUUGACAAUAGAUAUAUAAAGAUGCCAAUAAUAAUUCCCUCCUUCUUUUUUAUUUGAUUCUCUAUAUAUAAAUUCACUAUUGAUCAUCUGCUUGAUUAGCUCCUUAUAACCCCCCACUCUGAGCUGAAACACCACCCACCAACAUGCCGCUAGUCACACAGAACCUCAAGCCCCGUGUCAUUCUCGGGCUUAUGAACUUUGGCCCUGAACUGGGAAACGGAGUCCGAAUUAAUUCGCUGGACGAAUACAAGAAGAUUCUCACUUAUUUCCAGCAGCAAGGCUACAAUGAAAUCGAUACAGCGCGCAUCUACGCCAACGGCACUCAAGAAGCAUUCACCGCCAAAGCGGGCUGGAAGGACCAAGGCUUCGCCCUUGCAACGAAAUGGUAUCCAAAGGAGCCGGGCCAGCACAAGCCUGACGUGCUCAAGAAAGCUUUUAAUACGUCCUUGAAGGAGCUACAGACGGACCAGGUCGACAUUUUCUACCUGCACGCUCCGGACCGCUCCGUCCCUUUUGCUGAGACGCUCAAGGCUGUCGACGAUUUGCACAAGGAGGGCAAAUUUAUACAGUUUGGUCUCAGCAAUUUUACAGCCUUUGAAGUGGCCGAAGUGGUCCUAACCGCCAAAGCAAAUGGCUGGGUCCGGCCUACCGUCUACCAGGGCAUGUAUAACGCCAUUACUCGCUCUCUCGAAACCGAAUUAAUACCUGCAUGUCAUCGUUAUGGUCUCGACGUUGUCGUCUACAACCCCAUCGCAGGUGGCCUCUUGUCUGGAAAAUACAAGACCAGCGAGAUCCCCACGGAAGGGCGAUACAGCGACUCCCUCGGCCAAAUAGGCGGCAUGUAUCGCAAGCGGUAUUUCCGAGACGCGACUUUCGAAGCGCUCAAGGUGAUCGAACCUGUUGUGCAAAAGCACGGUCUCACCAUGGUCGAAACUGCCUUUAGAUGGACUGUACACCAUUCUGCUCUGAAGAUUAAAGAUGGCAAUGAUGGUAUCAUCAUCGGCGUGAGCAGUUUCGACCAGCUACAGACCAAUCUGGCCGACAUCGAAAAGGGUCCUCUGCCCGAAGAAGUCGUCAAAGCGCUCGACGAUGCCUGGCUCAUCACCAAGGCCACUGCUCCCAACUACUGGCACCUUGACCUCAACUAUACAUAUGAUACGAAGAAGGCUUUAUUUGGA
This is a messenger RNA of Xylona heveae TC161, 1191 nucleotides long. Its product is annotated as Aldo/keto reductase. Lineage: Eukaryota; Fungi; Ascomycota; Xylonomycetes; Xylonales; Xylonaceae. The annotation marks the transcript as partial. The record is from RefSeq and is a predicted model, not a curated record. Gene Ontology annotation, molecular function: oxidoreductase activity. The transcript has 3 exons.